Messenger RNA from Cucumis sativus (cucumber), 1108 nucleotides. Its product is annotated as calcium-binding protein KIC. The transcript has a single exon. The coding region runs from base 497 to 874 and encodes 125 amino acids. Gene Ontology annotation, molecular function: calcium ion binding. Lineage: Eukaryota; Viridiplantae; Streptophyta; Magnoliopsida; Cucurbitales; Cucurbitaceae. The record is from RefSeq and is a predicted model, not a curated record.
UUCCAAAAUUUUCUAAUCGAAAGAUUAUACAUACGAGAAGUUAGCAAAUGGUCCGCCCCAUUUUUUAGAGCAAUCAAACCAAUAUUAUAUUAGAGUAUUAAUUAUAUACACGUUUAGAUCCGAUUUUUUGAGUCGGUGAAUGAUAAAAUAUAUAUCCAUUAACGGGAGUUUAUAAAGGAUAGACUCUAUUCAUAAAAAGGCACUAACUACUUCAAUUUAACCUUUUCUUAAAGAUAAAAAUAUCUUUUCUCUGUCACAUUCAUCUAAGACUUAACUAUGGUUAGACUUAGACAUUUAGUAUAGGGAAAUAUUGUGUUCCCCCUUAUGUCCUCCUUUUAUAUGUAUUUUAGAGAUUGUGGGUAUCUUAGACAGGUAAGAUUUGGAUGAUUUUGAGGGAUGAGUUGACAUCAAGAAUUGCCCUUUUCCAACCAAACCAAUCAAUAAAUCUUUAUAUAUAUAUAAUUCCCUCUUCAUCUUAAUUUCUCAUCUUCAAGCAAUGGAUCAAAAUCAUAAUACCUCAGGUAGAGUACUGGAUGAAGGGUAUGAAGACUUGUUGCCGGUGAUGGCGCAGAAGCUCGACGUGGAGGUGUUUGUGGCCGAGCUUUGCAGCGGAUUUCGGCUGCUUGCCGAUGCAACAAAAGGGCUGAUAACUGCCGAGAGUUUACGGCGGAAUUCGGCACUUUUGGGAAUGGAAGGGAUGAACGAGAACGAAGCGGAGUCGAUGGUGAGGGAAGGAGAUCUUGAUGGGGAUGGAGCUCUUAAUGAGAUGGAAUUUUGCAUUUUAAUGGUGAGACUUAGUCCAGGAAUGAUGGAGGAUGCUGAGGCUUGGCUUCAAAAGGCAAUUGAUGAAGAGCUAGGUAAAUCUUCUUGUUAGUAAUUAUAUAUAUAAUUGUCUUUGUAAUUUAUAUUUGAACUGUAAUAAAGUACUCAAAUAUCAGUGUAGUUGUUGAUUAAUGGUUUAAUUAUAUGAGAAAGAUUUGGGAUCUCAUGCCAUAGUAAUUAAGAACUGCUUAUAGUUUAAUUUGUAUUAUCAUAUAUAUGGUAAGAAAAAUGUUUAGGUUAUUCAUCAUAAACUUAUUAUUGCAUCUACUCAAAUUAUGGUUUGAAA